GCUCUGCCAAUUCACCCAAUCGGAAUUUUAAAAACAGCAGCAGAGUCGUCGGCUACAGUGACAGUAAAUUGUCGCUCAGUAAAUAACAAAAAUCACAAUAUACAAGUGUUAAAUUCGCGAAAAUUUUUGCAAACAAUUUGAAGAACUGAAUUGUGUUAGAAAACAGCUCAAAAAGUGUGAUAAACAAAUUUCAAUUGAAGUAUUUGCUAAAAUGGUGCAAGCUUUGCCUUAAAUAAACAUAAAAUUCCAGUGCACUGAGCAGAAAAAUCAAUUUUAAAAGCACCAUAACGCCGAAGCGCUAGUUAGCAGCAGUGGCAGCGGAAUCGGCAGCAAAACAGCAGCACCAACGGCAGCUUGCCGUGUUAAUAUGUGAAUUUUGUUAGUGGAAUUAGCAGCGCAACGCAGUGGCUAAAGCAGCGAUAGCAAAGCAAAGGAAGACAUUGACACCCACGCAGUAACAGAAAAUCACUUGCAUGGAAUUAAUAAUUGUCUAGUGAGGGCAGCGUGAAACAUAUAAGCACGUAAACUGUUAAAAAUAAAAAUAGGGUUUGGGUGCGUCGAGUGCGUAAAUCAGUUGCAAAUUCCCAAUCAAGUUGUGGGGAAAGGCAUAAACUAAAGCAGGAGCAAGCAGGUGUGCCGCGCGUGUAAACACAUUUAUAAAUACGUGCUGUUAUUGUAUGCCUAACGCAAACGCAAGUGUCAAUGCAAGUGUUGGUGCAGAAGGAAAGUGUGUGAAAUUUGGAAAAAUCAGGCAGGUUGUUAUUCAUUCAUACAGUGGCACACGCAACACAAGUCGUUUAACAGGCGGCGCAAACAACGCAGUCACAAUCAAACGCGUGUCCAGUUGAGAGAGUUAGUGUAUACUUUGGCGCAGUGCCAAACCGUCGUCUUUCAAGGUCGUCGCCAUUGGAGUGGGUAUUAACCAAAGAAAACGUUAGCUACCGCAAACGUGUAUUUAUUGUAAAAGUUCCAAAGUUGUUUUUGUGCGGAAAGUCAACGUCGUAAAGUUUAUUGCUUGUGGUGACACAGACGUUUAAAUCAUAUACAUAUAAUAUGGCUAUUAGUUUUGAGAAACAUCGUGCACAGAUUGUAGCCGCUUGGAAAGAUGUGCUAGACGAUAAAAGCAGCACUAACUGGUCACUCUAUGGCUACGAAGGUCAAACGAAUGAACUGAAAGUUGUGGGCAGCGGUGAGGAUGGCGUGGAGGAGCUAUGCGAGGAUCUGAAUAGCGGCAAAAUUAUGUAUGCUUUUGUGCGCAUUGAAGAUCCGAAGACGGGCUUGAAAAAGUUUCUACUCAUCAAUUGGCAGGGCGAAGGCGCGCCAGUGCUGCGGAAGGGUACUUGUGCGAAUCACAUACACGAUGUUGCCAAGUUGCUGUCCGGCGCACAUUUAACGAUAAACGCACGUAAUGAAGACGAUAUCGAUGUGGAGCGUUUGCUCAAGAAGUUGAGCGCCGUUAGCUCAACGUACAGUUUCAAGGAGCCGCGCGGUGUGCAGGAUGAGCAAAAGACACCGGUGGGCACAAAUUACACACGCGUUAUACCCACGAAGGAGCUGAAUCCAAGUGUGAUGCAAGACUUCUGGAAGAAGGAGGAGGAAGAGGAGAAACGACGCCUGGCGGCCGAAAAGGAAGCGAAGCGUCAACAGUUGGCCAAGCUGGAGCAGGAGCAGCGCACACGCGAGGAGAAGGAGCAUUUGGAGCGUGAGAAGAAAGUGAUUAGCACGUCUAAGCUGCAGCCGGCGCAUGUGCCGAUAAAGACUUCACCACAACCACUUAGUCCCGAGAAGACUGUUGCCGGUAAUUUCAAUGUCGGCAUAACCGAAGCGGAACGCAUGCGCCAACAGCGCAAUCAGGAAGCGCGUGAACUCAUCGGUUCGCGUGUCAUUGCGGCCAAAGCGAUUUUCACACAAAACACCAGUCAGGGCCAGUUGCAAACCAAAUUAAAUACCGCACCACCUGCCAAACCUGCGCGCACAUCCAUAGCGCAACGCAUUAACGCCUUCAAUCAGCCACAGGCCGCCGAACCGGAGCCACGUAAACCCUCACCUACACCCGGUAAAGUUGCGCUUUCCAAAUUCGAAGAUGUUGUUAAUAACACACAACAACAACAACAGUCAUCACAGCAGCAACAUGAACAACAACAGCAACAAGAGGAGCAGGAGCAGCAUCCUGCUGUGCACACCAUCACACAACGUGCACCAUCGCCGGCCACCGUCACCGUGCACACAACCACAUUAACGCCCACUCAGGUGGCGAUCGCACCUGUUGCUGUUGCCGCCGCCGUGGCACCUGCUUUAGCCACAAAUGCACUGGAGGAGGAGCAACCUGUCAAACCAGAAAUUACCGCCAUUGCCAAUAAUGAUGAUGUGCCGUCGGCAGCAGACGAUUAUGCUGCCGAAAAUGAGGAGCAAUAUUCUACCAUCAAACGUUCACCGCACAGCAAAUCGAAUUCGCUGCAAUCGCCAGAGACAUCGUCGUCUAAUGCGACCGACACGGCUGUCUAUCAGGAUCAAGAUGACGAGGGUGAAGAGCUCGAGGAGGAGGAGGUGGUGCGCACAAAGGUGUCGGUGACGGUGCAACAACCGCAAUCGGUUAAGAAUGGUAUAAGCAGCGCUUUGGACAGGAAUGAUUUGACUGAUUUGGUUAACGAAGAUGACUUCAUUUGUCAGGAGUCACUUGGUGAUGUUGGGCUGAAGGCAAGAGCUUUAUACGAUUACCAAGCAGCUGACGAAUCCGAAAUUACUUUCGAUCCGGGCGACAUCAUCACGCAUAUCGAUCAAAUCGAUGAAGGCUGGUGGCAAGGGCUCGGACCCGAUGGAACUUAUGGACUGUUUCCGGCAAAUUAUGUCGAAAUUAUUAACUAAAGAAAAAAAGGGAAUUAAUUAUAUACAUACAAAGAAACAAUAAUUGCGUAGAACCAAACCAAAACACACAUUUGAUGAACAAAAAAUUUACAAUUUUUCUUAUACUUUUACAAAUGCGAAUAACAACAACAAAUGCAACAAGCGAAUAAAACAAAAUUAAUUUAAAAAAAAUUAAUGAAAAAAAAAUUAAUUAAUUUAAAAACUCACCAAAAACAAUUUAAACAUUUAAUAACAAUUCAGCAACUAUAAUCACCAUUGCCGCGCCCUAUAUAACAACAACAUUUAGCACAACACAAUUAAUGUAAUUUCAACUGAAGCGGUUUAGAAACUCCUAAUACUACUGAAGCAAUUGAAUUCUUAUGCAUUUUUAUAGCAACAUACAUUUACAUAUAUAUAUAUAUAUAUAUAUGUAUAACAUAUAUAUUGAUGAGCGACAACUAUAUUGACUGCAAACAAAAGUGAAAACAACAAAAAAUAUUACGAUUAUUAACAAUUGAAUUGAACAAGAGACCACCGGCUGCGCUGCACUGCAAACACGCAAGUUUUUUCCAAAUAAAAAAAAUGUAAUAGUAAAUACUUGCAUUAGUACGAAAUUUAUAUUCAAACAUAAGCCAAUUUUACGCACUCACACACAUACACACCCAUAUAUAUAUAAAAUUUUUGAUGCAUUUUUAAACAAUUUUUCUAUUCUACAUUUAAAGAAAAAAUAAAUAUAAAAAUAAAAUUAAAAAUAUUGUAAGCCUAGUAAAGAAUUCAAAAGAAACUAUUAAAAACAAGUAUUAAAAUGUUAUCUAUACUUUUUUCGAAAUGUAAGCGAAAAUUAUAAAAAAAAAACUUAUUUGAAAAAUUAUUAAAAAAAAUUAUUUGGGAAAAAAUAUUAAAAAAAUUAUUUAAAAAAUUAUUUAAAACUACAUAAAUACUAUUAGUGCCAAGCUGUAUAGAAACCACAUAUACACAUAUACAGACAGACAUUGUAAACGAUUGCGUUCAGUAAACGAGAUUAUAAUACACAUAUACAUAGAUUUUCGGUUAAAUACACUAUGUUACUAAGCGCGAAUUUAAAUAUUUUGUAUUGUAAAUUUGUUGCCUAAACGUUAACAAGCAAGUAACGAAAUUUAACGAAAAAUUAAAAAAAAACAUUUUUGUUGUUGCGUGUUAUGCUAGAAAGACAGGGAAAUUUUGUUGUUGUUGUGUAGAAUGCGCUCUUCGUAAUUUUCUAAAUGUUUUAAUGAUCCCGUGUGGAUACUGAGCGUGUUUUUAUUAAAAAAUAAAUUCCAAUUUUUUUUUCUGUUUAUUAAAAAAUCUUAAUUACAAUUUUAAUUGAAAAAAAUUGUUUAUUAAAAACAUCUAAAUUAACUUGCUUGAAUGCUUGAUUAAAUACUUUCUCUAAUGAAAUUUAUGAAAUUUUAAAUUAAGCUUUUAUUCGGUUUCUUUAUAAGUUAAAUCAUUUUAAAUAUAUAGUUUCAAUUGAGUUUCAUAUAAUUAAUUUUUUUUUUUAUUUUUUUUUUUUAAAUUAACAAAUAUAAAUAACUUAAAAUAGUUCUUAAUUUGACAAAAAUAUUUUUUUUUUAUUUUUCUUAAAUAUUUUUUAUAAAAUGAAAAUUUAUUUUUUUUUCUAAUUAUUUUCAAUAUUUCAUAUUUUUUUAUAAUUUUGGUAAUUUUUUAAAUUAAUUAUAAUAAAAAAUGAUAUUUAGUCUUUUAAUUAUUAUUUUUAUUUACUUUUUAUUGUUUUUAAUACAUACUUUUUUUUGUUAUUUUAUUGAUUAUUUUUAUUUAUUUAUUAAUUAUUUUUAAUUUUUUCUAAUUUUUAAAUAAUUUUUCUUUAAUUAAUUUUAUUAAGAUUGUUCGUCUAUUUUUUUUAAAUUAAGUUAAAAAAAUUAAAUUAAUUUUUUAUUUAAUUUUAUUUUUUAAAAAUAAUUAAUUUAAUCAUAUUUUAUUAAUAUUUUUUAUUUCAUUUUUUUAAAAUGAGAUUUUUUAAUUGUUUGUUUUUGUCUUCGUUUCUUUUUAUAAUUUUAUUUUAUAAUAAUUUUUAUAAAAAAAAGAAACCGCCAUUUAUGUAUAUGCUACCACACACAUACAUAUCUUAACUUUCUUUAAUUUAGUUAUUUUUCUGUUGUAAAACAACAAUGCGUCCUUAUUGCGUCCUGACGUGCGAAAUAUCAAAAAAGUCAAACCAGUUUCUUUAACUAAAAAAUAUUAUAUUUACAAUUUAGUGUAACGGUAUUAUAUUAUUAUAUUUAUUAAAAACUUAAACACAAAUUAUUUGCUAUAAAAAUACUGCGCAUCACUAAUAUUUAUGCUGGCAACCUUUAAAAGGUGACGGCCACGUCCUUCAUAAUUUGUCCAUUUUAUAUACAAACAUAUACACAUGCAAAACACUUAUUAGUAUUACUUACGCUAUUCAAACUCAUUUCAAUACUUAAUUUUUUAUCUAAACUAAUGUUUUUGAGAUUUUUUUUCUACUUAAAAUAACUAGUGUAAAGCAAGUUGACCAACUGCAGAUGAAAAUUAUGGCAAUGGGAAAACUUUAUACCUUGAUUCCAAAAACCGUUUUUGUAUUCAGCAAAUGUUUUCCAUAAUUUUUAGUAUUAAACCGUAUAUAAGUGAAUGAGAAAAUUAUGUACUACGAUUACUAACAAUAUUUAUUGUGAAACAAUAAGAAUUCAAUAAAAAUAAAAAAGUAUACAUGCAUGUUUCGAAAAUAUGAAA
Molecule: messenger RNA, 5574 nt
Organism: Zeugodacus cucurbitae (melon fly)
Lineage: Eukaryota; Metazoa; Arthropoda; Insecta; Diptera; Tephritidae
Gene: Abp1
Product: drebrin-like protein
Exons: 7
Coding region: 1054-2865 (603 amino acids)
Biological process (GO): positive regulation of axon extension; positive regulation of dendritic spine morphogenesis; regulation of actin filament polymerization
Cellular component (GO): postsynaptic density; plasma membrane; site of polarized growth
Molecular function (GO): actin filament binding
Source: RefSeq, a predicted model, not a curated record